Molecule: messenger RNA, 1035 nt
Organism: Actinia tenebrosa (Australian red waratah sea anemone)
Lineage: Eukaryota; Metazoa; Cnidaria; Anthozoa; Actiniaria; Actiniidae
Product: 3-mercaptopyruvate sulfurtransferase
Cellular component (GO): mitochondrion
Molecular function (GO): thiosulfate-cyanide sulfurtransferase activity
Source: RefSeq, a predicted model, not a curated record
GCACAGUGUGGAUGAAUAGCUUGCUCUGAUCGAAUUGAUCAUGGCAGUUCGUCCACUAGUACAAGCAUCAUGGCUACAGCAGCAGCUUAAAGAAGGUGUCAAGCACCUUCGUAUAUUAGAUGGGUCCUGGUUCCUUCCAAGUGCCAAGCGUGAACCCGAAAAAGAAUUCUACCAAAAGCGAAUCCCGGGAGCAAGAUACUUUGACAUCGACGAGUGUAGAGACAAAUCUAGCAAGUACGAACACAUGCUCCCUAGCAGUGACGAAUUCAGCAAGUAUGUGAGUAACCUUGGGAUUACUAACGACAGCCAUGUUGUUGUGUAUGACAAUAACGAGAAGUUAGGAGUCUUUUCUUCCCCUCGAGUCUGGUGGACCUUCCGUUUGUUUGGACACGAUAAGGUCUCUGUUCUGGAUGGAGGGCUGCCGAAAUGGUGUGCUGAGGGAUUUCCUACCGAGAGUGGUCCUCUCAAAGAAGAAUCAUUUGAGAACAAUCCUCCAUUCAAAGCUGUUGUAAACGAGAACUUGGUUUGUGACUUUGACUUUAUGAUGAAGAACAUUGAAUCCAAUAAUCCAGUCCAAAUGUACGAUGCCCGUCCCAUUGGUCGAUUCACUGGCGAGGAACCAGAGCCACGCCGAGACCUCCCAAGUGGCCACAUGCCGAAAUCCAAGAGCCUUCCCUAUGGCAAGUGUUUGGACCUUAAAAAAAAGUGUUUCAAAGAGCCAGAAGAAUUGAAAAAGCUGUUCACAGAAGCAGGUGCAGAUUUUGCCAAGCCUUUGAUAACUAGCUGUGGUUCUGGGGUUACUGGUGCUGGGUUGUUGCUGGGGGCAUUCUUGGCUGGCAAAACCGAUGGUAUCUUGUAUGACGGUUCCUGGACAGAGUAUGUCCAACGAGUCAAACCAGAUAUGAUCCUGAAAGGGCAGGAUUAACGUUGAUGCCUGUCUAAUUCUAUUCUCAUCCAUUUUACUGUUAUUUAAGCUAUCAUUACAAAUGUAGUAAUAAAAAAGUUGCUCCUUAAUAAAAAAGUGAGGAUAAAGAA